AUGAGUGAUGAUGAAAAUCGUCCGUCUGUUGAACCUUCGCGCAAACGUAGUGGUUCGGCACUCCGCUCGGGCCCGCGUAAAAAGGCGACUUCAUCGAAUCCCCUUGUUCUGCAUGGUCGACAUUUUGGCCGCACUGUGUUUGCAAUGUGCAACUAUCCUGCCCUUCUGACCGCAGACUCUUCAAUCGAGGAUUAUCCAGCGGAUGUUCGCCGGGAACACAGGGUAUUCGUGGAAUUAAUAGAUUCCUACCCUGGUCUUCUAGAUCGCCUGACGAAUGACGAAGAAGAGGACAUCAUUCACGUGGGAGAACUGAUGGGUAAAGGAGCGUCUGGUGCGCGAGGCGAUGACACCAAGACUCUUAAAUCUGCCGUCCUCGAAUGGCUUGUUCCUAGAGGACAGCCACUUAUUCCGCCUCUUGCCCGAAAUAUCAAAUCUGACCGGGGCUUCAAUCAUGAAGUGACUGGCGCAUUGCUCUGCCCGGCAGGCCUUGACUGGUCGAAUCCAGUAACCAAGCAGAGCCUCAAAAGCGGUGAAACUGCAGUUCGUGGUGAUCAGUGGCCGAUGUUUCUUUAUGCUGGGUAUGUCUAUGACCCUGAAGAUCCUUGGACUGGUUUACUUAGGAACGAGAUACUCAUCUUUGGUUUCAAGCACGUAUUUACGUCUCCGAGCUCCGUGGACAAGGAGCCAAAAGCAACGCGCUCCGGAAAUGCAUAUCUCCACGGCAUGAAGUCUGUAACUAAAGGGUCCUUGGCUUAUAUUGCCACGCAGAUUCGGUUUUCAUUGAGCUCAUCGUCUGUAUUUUCGCGUACCGACACGGUCACAGACUCCGAGAACUUUUAUCACAGCAUUCUGGAUCUGUUGGAAGAUCCUGAUGAAAGUCAGGAAGUAGUUGACUUGAUGACGUGGUGGACACGCCGUAUCUUCCCCAAUUCUACCUCUUCGCAGCGAUGUAUAAGCAAAAACAGCGCACUAUCUAAAAUUCGGGAGAAACGUGCUGUCCUUCGAGAACGAGCCGCUAUGGGUAGUACUUAA
Messenger RNA from Suillus fuscotomentosus, 1032 nucleotides. RefSeq lists its product as uncharacterized. The transcript is spliced from 9 exons. The record is from RefSeq and is a predicted model, not a curated record. The coding region runs from base 1 to 1032 and encodes 343 amino acids. Lineage: Eukaryota; Fungi; Basidiomycota; Agaricomycetes; Boletales; Suillaceae.